Cladophialophora immunda is the source of this 2314-nucleotide messenger RNA. RefSeq lists its product as uncharacterized. The transcript has a single exon. The coding region runs from base 77 to 2128 and encodes 683 amino acids. The record is from RefSeq and is a predicted model, not a curated record. Lineage: Eukaryota; Fungi; Ascomycota; Eurotiomycetes; Chaetothyriales; Herpotrichiellaceae.
CGAGCGCCGGCGGGACAAAGUGACUUCUAUUCUUUGCAGCAGCCUCGUAUCCUCCGACGUCAGCGAUGAACAGCCGAUGCACAGAUCCUUGAUCCAACAUGGACUAAAGCGAAGCUUUUGCACUGUUGCCGCCCUUCGUGGUCGCGCUUUGCACCACACAAUCACCCGGCCCUCCAGUCCUACGCGUCAAGUCAAUCGAGGCACAGACGACUCAACCCAAGGGAGAUGGCCUGAUAAUCCCGAAGAGCUCUCCUCGCCGAAUUUGACAUUGCUUGCGGAUGCGAAAUUCCAAGGAUUUCCCCACAUCGAUGAAGCCGAGGAGUGGCAGGCGGAGCAGGAUAAUCAUGGUGUCGUCCGCGGUCGAGGCUCGUCAGCGUGUCCGGCGUCCAAAGCCGAUUUUCGCCAUGGAAUAGAAGAGACUGGGGAGAAUUCAAAUGCAUAUCGUAAGGGAGGGAAGCCUUUGGGUCAAGGGAAUAGGUCCACGAGCUUGUUGGAAGAUCCAAGCGAUGAGGGACGAGACGAUCGAAAUGUUCUCAUGGAACCCGAAUCCCACGCUGUUCAAACACCCUCGAAAUCCCUCGGUGAUGAUACCGCAGGAACGCAAGAUGGCCACGAGAAACCAACAGUCACCGAAAGACCAUACAUGAGGAGACUCCGCAAACCAAAGCGGUUUCGAGAACUCUUGUCAGAGGCGAGAAGAUCUGGCGCCGACAGCACCGCAAGCAUAGACUUGAACAGCGGCAAGCCCAAGAAGACAUUAAUCAGAAGCGCUUUGACAACAACGGUCCUCGAAGCAGAACUGCGGUGGAUUGCGAGGAACACACCGCACCCGCGAGCGGUGCGCAACGUCUUGAAAAUCCUGAUUGAGGAACGGAAAAUAAGGCCGACGCAGGACCACUACGAAGCGCUCAUCCUGGGGCAGUGUUUCCCGGAGUACGGCUCCAUCGACAAUGUCAAGUUGAUCCUGCAAGAAAUGGAAAGAGAAAGCGUCCCCCUGGAAGUGCCCAUUCUUCUCGCGGUGUUGACAGUCCUCGCCGUACAUCCCGAUACACAUCUCCGCGCCUCCGUCGUUUCACGCCUUGCAACACAACAACUUCCCAUUCCUGACACCCACGCCCAUCUAAACAUCCUCGCCUUAAUACGUGAGGGAGAAUUAGAACUCGCAACUGUCGAACUCGAAAAGCUUACUCAGAAACAAUCCUUCAUUGGGGGAAAGGACAGCCCGUCAGUCCCGCAAUGGCUGUGGACCAUCUACAUCCAUGCAAUCUGCGAUGUGCGGCAUGACUUCGACGCUCUCCUGCAGCUUCUAUACAAGCUCUCUGACUCGGGAUUUCUCUUCCCCCGGCCGACGCUACUACACUUGCUGCUCAAGGCGAGUGAACAUGGCGAACCGCACGUUACAAAAUUUAUCUGGUAUGGAUAUGUGACGGGAAUGCAUAUCAUCCCUAAUGAAGACAUAUGCAUGUCCGUCUUGCGACUCGCCGCUAAGGAGAAAGAUGUGAAGCUGGCCGAGUCGGUUGCCGUCGUGCUAGAGAGUGUAGCGGGCAACGCGGCUACAGAUCCGCCGAGCUUGGUUGAUCAAAGACCAGCGUCGCGGCAUGAGGUUGGCAAGUUGGCCUUCGAUUCCCCCGAGCUUCUGGGGCAUGAGCCGGAGUCUGGUCAGCGGCGGGGGGAUUCGACUUCUAUCAAUAACGACAGCAACGAUGACAGCAGUUUCCAAAGCCCUCUGAGCAUUGUCAACCCAACACCAAACUUCUCCGAGCCUACACAACAUCCAUCCCCACAAUCCCAUGCUGACCUGACAAUCGCCUUCUCGACACCACCUGCCCUGCCCAACCCCUCCGACCCACCUCCACGACCACAUACCCUCCCUGCCGAAGCACUGUCACUACUUGCUGAGCUGGGAAUUACCGGCUUCGAGCCUAACGCAGACUUCGACGGCGGCAGCAAACGUCUCAGCUUCCAGAGUGGCGAAUUUGUGGAACAGGGUGGGAGAGCUUCCCGGAGGAGAAGAAGACCCUUCAGAGGUAUCUUGUACCCUUUGUUCAGGGAGGAAGCAGGCCUUUCAGGGGCCAGGUUUGACCCUCGGCUUGCAUUGCUGGAGGGGUGGGAUUGGAGAAAGAAGUGAUGUUUGAAGGUUAGGGUGAUGGGAGUACUGCAGGGAUGAGGUAUGUGUGACUAAUUCAAUCAAAAGGGCCAUUUGCAACAGGUCUUGAAUAUAACCAUCCUUUCAGAGACGGUCGUAACUAGAUAUACUUUUACCUUGUCCGUCCUUGUUCUACAGAGUUGUGUUAUAUCUCCUCGUCGCCUCGCU